This is a messenger RNA of Nanorana parkeri, 2619 nucleotides long. RefSeq names its product RNA binding protein, fox-1 homolog 1 (gene RBFOX1). Gene Ontology annotation, biological process: regulation of alternative mRNA splicing, via spliceosome; nervous system development. The record is from RefSeq and is a predicted model, not a curated record. Gene Ontology annotation, molecular function: mRNA binding. Gene Ontology annotation, cellular component: cytoplasm; nucleus. NCBI's taxonomy places the organism in Eukaryota, Metazoa, Chordata, Amphibia, Anura, Dicroglossidae. The transcript is spliced from 11 exons. Bases 73 to 711 code for a protein of 212 amino acids.
AACAAAACACAGCCGAAGAGACUCCAUGUUUCAAAUAUUCCUUUCAGGUUUAGGGAUCCAGAUCUUAGACAGAUGUUUGGGCAAUUUGGUAAAAUCUUAGAUGUUGAAAUAAUUUUUAACGAGCGAGGAUCAAAGGGAUUUGGUUUUGUAACUUUUGAAAAUAGUGCUGAUGCGGACAGGGCGAGAGAGAAAUUGCAUGGCACAGUAGUAGAAGGCCGCAAGAUAGAGGUUAAUAAUGCUACAGCACGCGUGAUGACAAAUAAAAAGACUUUGAAUCCAUACACAAAUGGGUGGAAGUUAAAUCCUGUUGUUGGUGCAGUUUACGGUCCUGAAUUCUAUGCAGUACCUGGUUUUCCCUAUCCUGCUGCAACAGCUGCUGCUGCUUAUAGAGGGGCACACCUUAGAGGUAGAGGCCGUACAGUCUAUAAUACAUUUCGUGCAGCAGCACCUCCUCCUCCAAUCCCAGCUUAUGGCGGUGUUGUUUAUCAGGAUGGAUUUUAUGGUGCAGACAUUUAUGGUGGUUAUGCAGCUUAUCGAUAUGCCCAGCCUGCAACUGCUACUGCAGCUGCCUACAGUGACAGAAAUCAAUUCGUCUUCGUUGCAGCAGAUGAAAUUUCAUGUAACUCCUCUUCAGUUACGGACGAGUUUAUGCUACCGACCCCUACCACCACACACUUGCUCCAACAGCCACCUACGGCGUUGGUGCCAUGAAUGCUUUUGCACCCUUCACUGAUGCCAAGACUAGGAGCCAUGCUGAUGAUGUCGGUCUCGUUCUUUCUUCAUUACAGGCUAGUAUAUACCGAGGGGGAUACAGCCGUUUUGCUCCAUACUAAAUGACAAAACCAUAUAACUCUUCCAGUGUGGGGAAAAAAAGAAGCUUUCCGAGGCCUGGGUAUUGCAAUACAUGCAGUAGUGCAUCAUUUUAGCAACUCUAAAUAACUAAAUAAAACUCAAAAAGAGAAACAUUACAUUUUUUAUCCUAUACCUCAGAUAUUUUGUUCUGUGUAUUUUAAUAUUGUGGGUCUUUAAUUUAUGAAGGUUCUGUAGUUGAUUGUUGGCUGUAGAUUUUUUUGUGGUUGACCUAGAAAUCUACUACUGUAGAUAUGAAUAAAAUAUUUUAAGGCCACAAUCAAGAGUGUUAACCAAUUAUAUAUGCUGAAUAUUAAGCUACUGGAAUUAUCACAUUUUGCAAGCGUGUAAGUGACUAUAGUAGUCAUAUCUUCAUUUACAUGUAACUCAGUUUAUUAGGGAGGGCUAAAAUGCUGAUACAUCAAAGCAAAAAGGUUUCCACUGCACUAAAUCUUAUUAAGUGACUGUCCUAAAUUAUUUAUUUAUUGUCCAGAGCCAAAGGUUGUGUUAAAUUUGUGAAUCUGACUCUUUGUAUAUACAACCUGAUGAAAUACUAUUGUAGCGUACCCCUUUUUAAGUAUUCCAUCAGAUAGUAUUCAGCUAUUAACGAUUACUAUGUUCAUGUAUAACAGUUUGAAAAAAUAAAAAAAAAUAAAAUCAGAAAAAAAUAAAAUGUGAAAAUAUAAAAAAUGUAAAAAGAAAAAAAGAAAAAAGCUAGUUAGGUCAUUUACAUUCUUUUUAUAUUACUUCCAAUAUAUUAAAUUAUUGAUAUCAUUGCUGAUUUUUAUAACGUGGGAGGGGGAAUGUUAUUAAAAAGAUAAAAAAGCACUGUUUCUACUUUUUCUUUUUUUUUGAAAGCUGUAAAGGGAAAGUAAUGAAAAUAAAUUAAAUUGUUUGUACCAGUUAACAUUUAAAUCUGUGCAGUGGAGUUGUUGAGUUCUAAAAAAUAAAAAAAUAAAAAAAAUAUGCAGCCUAUAAUGCUUUAGUUUUAGCCUAGUAGAACAUCUAAUAGAGAAAAGUAUCAUUUUUAUGGAAUUACAUAUUAAAUAUAUUGAGAUUUAUAUAAACAUUUUACAAGUAUUGCAAUCAUUUAAGUAGAGAUAAUCAAGGUAUUUUCAACUGCUUGGUAUUUUUUUGAAAACAUUAUAUUGUGUAAGCAAUCUGCAAUUUUUCAGUUUGACAGAGUUCUUCUACUCCUGUUUACGUUUUAAUUAGGAGAGAGACUUGAAAUACUGUAUGUCAGUUAAUUAUACAAGAAUUGACAAACAGGCAACAAUGUUUAUUAUUGCUAAUGCUAAGCAGUCCCGUUAAGAUCCAUGUUUUCUAGACUAUAUGGAUUAUAUCUCUGUAUAGUGAAAUUAUAUAUCUAAUGAACCAUCUUCCAUAAAAUGUUUUUCAUACUGGGAAACAAUUUCAUUCGUUUGACUUACAUGGGUCUUAAUGGUAUUUUUUUAUUUAACGUGAGUAGUUGUAGUUUACUGCUAUAAUGGUUUAGUGCACUAUAUUUAAUGAGAAGAUUUUUACCAAAAUUAAAAUUUAGUAUAUAUUAGACCAUUAUAUAAAUUAUUUUAAUUGCUAACAUAUUGAACUUUCAUUUUUUGUUUUCUAUACUGUGAAAAAAAUUCAAUUUUUCAGACUCGCUAAACCAGUCAUUACAUAAAGCACUAAUUUGUGGUCAGAAUGCAUGUAUAUCUUGUAAUUUAUGAGAAGCCAUCCAUACAGCAAAAAUACAUGAUUGGUUAACUUCUGAUGCAAUUCCAUAAUAAAAAA